ACGACUGCUUCCAAUAUGAAUUUCACCACAGUCAGCCUGUACUAUGUGCACUGUAUUAAAACUAGGUCAUCGAUCAUGAACGGUACCAUCACCACACCAUUUUGGAGUAACAAAACAACGACAUCAGACACAUUGUCAUCGAUGAGUGAAACGUCAGAACUAGGAAUAAUGGUUUCUAUGAUUGGUGUAAUGUUUAUGAUGAUUAUCCUGUACGCAGCUGUCUGUCGAUUGUGCUCCUCUGAAAAGUACCAUGAUUCUUUGAAGCAGGCCAUAUUCCAUAUUGCACUAACUUUGUUAACAUAUUUUCUCUACCUGUUUGACACUCUGUCUGAUGUGUUCCUCCUCAUACAUUACUGUAAGAUUGGAGAAUAUUUAAUUUUUUUUAUUAUUAUGGUUUUCACCGUCUUGCCAGUUCUAUUCAUAGCGACUUAUUUUUAUGGCAAAGGUGUUGGAAACAACAUUACAAAGUACUGUGAGACUCUGUGUGCAACAUGUGUACAUAAAUGUCGAUAUUUCAACGUGGUGAUCAAGAUGCUAUCAGUUUUCAUGUCGAGUCUGUAUGCAGUAAUUUUGCCAACACUUACGUAUGCUCAGGCACUAGCACAAGGAAAACAACCGGAUAGAAAUUUAGAAUAUACUGUAGCUUACCUUACUCUCGUCGAAGCUACAGUAGAGUCAACACCACAGUUAACAAUACAAAUAUACCUGUCGAUUACGAAUACACAAACCGAAACUACUCAAACACAGAUAAUUCGUUACAUGAGUAUAGCUGCAUCUUCCCUAGGACUGGCUUGGUCUUUGAAUGCAUUCAAGCAUCAAUAUCGAAAGACAAAACAGAACCAAGAAGACAGAUUUUUGAUCAAAUUCAUUCACUGGAUAUCACGUUUUGCUGAAAUUGUGCCACGUAUUAUCUUAAUUUCGCUCUUUAUGGCUGAAUAUAGCUAUCUUGUUUUAAUUCUCAUAAUUUAUCGUGUUCUAAAUGGACUCAUGUUCGUCUGUUGUAAAGAACACUUUUUACUGGACGACAUUUUGGGAUUAUUUGGCAAUAUAUUUUGCUAUUCUGUAUCUCGCAAUGUUCGAUGCCAAAAGAAGGAAUACUGCGGGGGAUAUUUUUUCCCAUUAUACUACAUUUUAUAUUAUGCAGAAAAUGUUGCCAUGCUGUAUCUUUGGUAUAGUGAUGAUCCUGCUUUACUUAAAAUAAAGAUAGCUUUAGGAGGAGCUUGUUCAAACCAUGAGUGGUAUGCACCUUGUGUAUUCGUUGUCGUCGUUGUCGGAUUUGUUGUUCAACCGUCACUUUUGUUAGUGUACUAUCGGUUACGGAAAAAACAACAUAAACCAAAAGAUACGAACACAUCUGAAUAGAAACAUAUUCGCGACCAUUUUUUUGUAAUUACAAUCUCGUUUUCAUCGUUUGUACGUGAAUGAGAUUUACAACCAGAUUUGAACUUGCAUGAGACGGGUGUAACAUAUGGCGCAGUAUCUGUUUGCUCUUACGGAGCACUUUAGUUCAUCCUAAGAUUGUGUUUUGGUUCUCCUUGCUCAGGCUUUUGUUUUCUAUGUGGUUUGUUGUUUAUGUGUAUGUGUUUUUUGUCGGUUUUCAAUAUUUCCAUGGCGUUGCAAAUUUUUGUUUAUUAUUGUUUUUUCAAUGUUCCCUUGAUAUUUUCAAUCUUGCUUUCAGUAGGAAAUUCAACCUGGUUAAAUACUUCUUUUCAUUAAAAGACAGGCGAAGAAUACCAAAGGCACAUUUAAACGCAUAAUAUUAUGUCGAAAAUAAACUGACAACCCCAUGGGCAAAAAAGAAAAGACUAACAAAUAACGGCACAUAAAAUACAACAUAGAAACCAAAUACUGAGCAACACGAACCCAACCAAAAAACGGGGGGGGGGGGGGGGAGGAGGUUAUUAGCUGCCCCGGAAGAAUAAGCAGAUCCUGCUUCACCUGUAGCACCCGCCGUGUUGCUCAUGUUUGUACAAACCUGGUGAUAAGUCUAAUUCGGUAGGUCACAUGCGGGGAAAGGGGACGGGUUUGUAGUAACACCUAUUGGAACAUAUCCAUUGUCAUCUGUGAAACAGAUAUUCCAUAACAGUCAACCAACUCGUGAUGAUGACCGCAAAAUUUACGAAGUGACGAUUUAAACUUCAUCACUUCAUUUAAUUAACAAUGCAAUUAAAUAGUCAAUGUGCUGUCUUUACCGUUAUACAUAAUGACAAUCUGAAAGAAAUGCACAUAUUAAUGUAAAUAAAGUGCCGCUCCAAAUUAUUUGCAAUUCGUGAAUUUAAUAGUUUUGUGUUUGAAAGAAAAAAAACGUUAUCUAUUCUUAAAUACAUUUACACGUUAAAAAAAGAAAAUAUAUGCAACUGAAAUUUACUUGAAUAAACUACAUUUAAAAAAAAAAAAUACUGUUCGAUUUAAGAACAAAAUUGUCUGAAAUGCUUGAUUUUAUAGGUAAAUGAAGUGACUUUUUCUAUACUUGAUACAAUGUCAUGAAUUUAACACCGAAAAGGCAAAGCGGAAAGUUGUCAGGAGCUAACAUGUUUUGCAAAAACUAUUUAUAUAUAAUUUGACUUAAAUUGAUGGUAAAACACAACUUUAAAAGAUAUUACAAAAUAUAAGUAAUCCCGUAAAAUGGUUUAUACUAGGCCUAUAUAUUUUGCCGAAUAAUUACGAUAACAGAAUAAUAGCUUCAAGAGAAAAAAUCCAAAGCAGAUCUAAAUAUAGAAAAAAAAUAUAUAAAAAUAACUAUUCAGAAAACAAUUGAAGUUCUUUCCAACAUUGCAUUUUUAUUGGUAAGUAAGUGUGAUAAAAAAGUAAUGUCUAGGUUAAAACAGUCAUAUUCGUUGUCAUUAAAUAGAUACCAGUUUUGUGUAAGUUCCGGUUUACGUAGGGUCAUACCCAGAGUCGUAUGAUAGUGGGUCACAUUAUAGAGAUUCCACAAAUAAAUGAUUUCUUAAACUUCCGGUUUAAACAACGUCAUUUCCAGUUGAUCUUUGUCAAAAUCAUUUGUCACCCAACUCUUUAAAAAACCAUAACUUGUCAUGUAUCAUUUUGAAGAAAACAUCAAUUUUCCUUAUUUUAUUUUUUUUUUUUUGAAUUUCAGGGGUAAAAACAAUACAAAAUUGUUGGAUUGUAACGGACGUGAUGUACCAUUUCGUCAUUUAAAUAACUGAAACAUUUAGCACCGGUUCUUAUAUUUGACAGUUUCAGAGAGCUUCUCUGAAGGCAAGACAAAACUAUUAACUUCGCCUAAACCUUUGUAUCUAAGAACUCAAUGAUCCCUAAUUAAAAACAAUAGGUCUAAACAGUGACGGUCUGUAAGUGACAUCAAAAUACCGAUAUUUGAAAUAGUGAAGGAAACAUGGCUUCUAAAAUGUCUUUCGAUCACUUCGGUCCAACAUACCAAUUUUCCUUAUAAUGUAACGAACAAUUUAUAAGAAACAUAUCAAUACUUGUUUUGUUAUAGAGAUAAUGAGCUCACAAGAAAAACUGUUUUAUAGAUUACUUUCCCAAGGUUACCAGGUGACCUUUAUAAAUGUCACAUGACUCCAGUUACUAUCAUAAGUAUCCCAUGGCUUUAUGAUGUAGCUUUUCUAAGUGUUUAUCAAUAAUCUAUAGCUUAAACAUUUGGGGCAAUGAAAAUAUAUAUAGUUAGUAGGUGUUGUAUUGAAAUUAUGGACCCUAGAAAUGAUUUCAGAUUUACUCCAUCUCUCCGUCAAGUGUUGGUUUUCUUGACACUGAUUCCAUAAUAUAAACCUACAGACAUGUAGCAAUUGUAUUUAAAAUUAAACAUAUUAAUCAUCGGUGGCCGAGUGGUCUAAGUAUUUACUACUGUAAUCACUAGCCAGUCAACACUGAGGUUGUGAAUUCGAACCCCGCUCGUGCGGGUGCACUCGACUCCAAUCUUAAUUAGGAUUGUCAGUUUUCCUAUCGAAGGUCGGUUGUUUUCUCCGGCUACUCCGGCUUCCUCCACCAAUAAAAACUGGCCGCCACGAAAUAGCCAAAGAGCGGUGAUUAAAAGUGGCGUUAAAACACCAAAAAUAAAAAAAAAAAUCAAAUCAAAUAUAUAAAUCUUGUGUGUACAUGGUGUGCCGAUGGUGAUAAUCUCAAUAUAUAUAUACAGACAUAUACAUGUAGAUAUGGCAAAUAUGCGACGUAUUAUGUUCAAUAGCAAUUUUGUUGAAAGUAGAUAUCGUUAUAUUUUAGAAUGUAACUAGUAUAAUAAUGUAAAUUUUAUAGCUAAAACCAUCAACUUGUGUAUAACAUUGUAAUCAAUUCACUAUGUAUAGAAACUAAAAAUCAUUUGUAAGAUAUUGUCAAAAUCUUUAAUAUGUAGUUUUAAGCCUUGAUUCAUAAUUUUUUAUGAUUCCUGUCGUUCUCCGCUACAUGUGUAUAUCCUUCAUUGAACAAUGUAAUGAUAACGACUAAUUCAUUGAAUAUGUAUUGUAAUAAAUUGAAUGUAUAUUCUAUAAGCAUGAUAAGCUGUAUCGCUUUUGAAUAAAUUGUUUAUCAUUA
Molecule: messenger RNA, 4509 nt
Organism: Mytilus californianus (California mussel)
Lineage: Eukaryota; Metazoa; Mollusca; Bivalvia; Mytilida; Mytilidae
Exons: 4
Coding region: 16-1362 (448 amino acids)
Biological process (GO): phosphatidylserine exposure on apoptotic cell surface; engulfment of apoptotic cell; apoptotic process involved in development
Cellular component (GO): plasma membrane
Source: RefSeq, a predicted model, not a curated record